AUGCCUCUUUGUCAACUUUGCUGCCAACUUGACUUUGCUACCAUUGCGCAAAGAGGUCUGAAGGCACAUCUCCGGUUAGAAACGGGCCGGGCCUGGUCAUACUACACUCCUCGAGACGAUGCACUGCAGGAACCCAAUACUAUUCUCCAUCCGUUCCACAAGUCUCUUAGGGCUUUACAAGACAGUGCAACAUCAUGCGACCUAUGUCGUCUCAUUCAAAACAAUGCUGACAAGAUUCUCCGGGCUUCAAAUGAUGGCAACGACCCUGAUACGUAUGAACUCUGGAUUGGGGGCAGAGAUGGCGCUCACGGUUUCCAAGUCGUCGGUGCCAAAAGGGCAGCGCGAAGCGGACGUCUCAUUUAUGACAUAAUGGCCGGCAUUGGGUUUUGCGCGGAAGAAAUCAAAGAGAGCCAGCUUAGCUCCCUCAUCCAGGGACGGAGAAUCCAGGCAUCGCCGCGAUCGCCAAUCGUUCUUGACAAGAUGGCAAGGUGGGUGAAGCAAUGCGCGGAGCAGCAUGGACAUUCCGGGUCGAUAUCAACAAGGUUACCCGCAAGAUUGUUAGACCUACAUGUCCUUGAGCAGCAUGCUGUUCUUUGUGCUUCGAAUGAUGCGACAGGCCGGUAUGCUGCGCUCAGUCACUGUUGGGGCUCUGCGCAGACAGUGACGCUAAACACCAGCACGUUUGAAACGCUAUGCCGGGGAAUCAGGGUGGGCCAUCUUCCGCAGACAUUGAAAGACGCAGUCUGGAUAACUGGUCAGUUGGGAAUACGAUACCUUUGGAUCGAUAGUUUGUGCAUCUUGCAGGAUGACACCAGCGACUGGAUACGGGAAUCUCAACGAAUGGGAGACAUUUACAGCAACUCGUUCGUUACGAUUGCCGCCUGCCGCGCUGCCGAUGGCCAAGCAGGUUUUCUGGACGAGCGACCAGCGCAAUCGCAUGUCCCGGUUCCCAUGUACGCCGCAGGAAGGUCCGGCACCGCGCUGGCUUUUGCUGUUCCGCACAAGUAUGUAGCGGAGCCGACCAGAGUUAUUCACAUGGAAGAUGAGCCCUUGACAAGCCGGGGCUGGGCUUUGCAAGAGCGCUAUCUAUCCCCCCGCACGUUGCAUUUUACCAAGUCCAUCAUCUUUUUCGAGUGCGGUCAGGGUAUCCAAACGGAAGACAAUUGUCUGCUGGCUCAGUCCGCCCCCCAUCCAUCAUUUGCCUUGUUGGAUUAUUCCACGGACAUGGCCAAAAACAGAUGCCGGCAGGAUUGGCGUAAGAUGGUGGAACAAUAUUCCCAGCGAAAACUCACGGUUCAAGACGACAAGUUGCCGGCCCUGGGAGGUCUAGCGGCUCGAUUUUCAUUGGCCUCGACUCAAAAAGAUGAGAGAAUUUUUCCAGUGGCCAGUCGAUAUUUAGCUGGUCUCUGGUUUGACGACAUGGUUCGAGACAUGUGUUGGUCGAUGCAAAUGUUCAGCCCUCGAGGUGUACGCCCACGCAAGUACCGAGCCCCGACAUGGUCUUGGGCCUCUGUAGACGGGAGUAUUGAUUACAAGACCUCUUGGGUCAACUCGAUUAGUGAGCUUGCCGUCGUUCAAGAUGCCCAUGUGGAGCUUGCAACUCUAGGGAACGCUUUCGGCAAGGUAGUGGAUGGCUGGGUUUGCUUGAAGGUUCUUUCCCUUCGGCCAUACAAGAAGGCAAAUAAUAAAAGCCUCUGGGUGCGUGAGGACGGUGUGGUUUUCCGCAUUGCCGUCACAUGGGAUGCUGAACCGUACGACCCGCCUGGCCAGAGCGGACCAACAGACUCAGAGAUCAACACAAUAGACAUGGACCUUUUUGUGGUGCCUUUAGGCUGGGUAGACCGCCAUCUUGACGACGGCCCUGAUGCUUUACUGGGGCCACUUUUCUUAGUGCUGAAGGUGGCCAACCAUUGUAUGCACUCGUUUGCUGCAUCAGCAGUCUUCCAGAGGGUUGGGUUUGGGAUAGGAGUCUGGGUGGAAGAUGAAAAUGGAGGCACUGAUAAACUGGGCCUGCGGCGGUUGAUUGUCGAUAGAUUUGCUGCGGCGAAGAAGCGAGGUGAUCUCCAGAGUAUCAUAAUUAUAUGA
This is a messenger RNA of Metarhizium robertsii ARSEF 23, 2085 nucleotides long. Its product is annotated as subtilisin-like serine protease. Lineage: Eukaryota; Fungi; Ascomycota; Sordariomycetes; Hypocreales; Clavicipitaceae. Bases 1 to 2085 code for a protein of 694 amino acids. The record is from RefSeq and is a predicted model, not a curated record. The transcript has 2 exons.